Bemisia tabaci is the source of this 1465-nucleotide messenger RNA. The record is from RefSeq and is a predicted model, not a curated record. NCBI's taxonomy places the organism in Eukaryota, Metazoa, Arthropoda, Insecta, Hemiptera, Aleyrodidae.
CGUCGAGUGAGGUAGUUUCCUGUCCAAAUGAUGCGGGAAAAUAUUCGAGCAAUCGAAUCCAAUGUUUCGUCUGACGAUUAAUGAAUUGAAUUUUGUGAUUUCAUUUGAAUGUGCGAUGUUUGUGAUAUUCUGAUCUGGUCGAUGCAGACUGCUCGGGACACCACACCAAAAUACACGACUUGAAAGUAAUUGAUUUAAGAUGCCAUCAGGGAUAAAUAUUUUCGUCUAUUUUGAACUGGCUCUGUUUAUUGCUCAAGUGAUUGCUGAAUCGGGGCGGAAGCGACAUUUCUACGAUGUAAUAUAUCCAGGUACGAAAUGGUGCGGUCCAGGGGCUGUAGCGGAUCAUUACGAAGACCUCGGCCCAGAGGUGCAGACAGAUGCUUGCUGUCGUGACCACGAUCACUGUCCUGACAUCAUUGAGUCCGGCCAAUCCAAGCACAAUCUCACCAAUUAUUCGUUUUACACCAAGCUUAACUGCGAGUGUGACGAUGUUUUCUUGAAGUGCUUGAAAUCGGUCGACGAAAAAGAGGAGAGGACAGCCAGAGGAGUUGGACACCUAUACUUCGACAUGCUCGAUACGAAAUGCUUCAAGGAAGAAUACCCUGUUAUUCGUUGUAAAAAGUACGAUGUUCCCUGGGAGUCCGAGCAGAAUCAGAAAAGACAAACGGUCAUAAACACCCGAGAAAUGAGCGAAAUAAUUCAAAACGCACUGAGGGGCGGCUCGAAGCGAUGUUCUGAGUACGAAUACGACAGGACAUCUCCAAAACGAUACCAAUGGUUUGACGUGCCCCGUUAUGAGUCGUACAAAUAAUUUUGACUAAAACAAGCAAUGUCGAGAUUUGGAAAUAACUAUCGUGAAUGUAAUAGAGGCGGAAGGGCUCUUUAAGUGGAAACUUAAACUGUUCAGAUAAAGGAAAAAACUGAGCAGGGGUGAGAAGUCAAUUUUCAGAUUGCGAUGCUAAACAUUUCCCGUACUUUCGAGAGUUUGGGUUGAAAGUUCAACUCACAAUAGACCACUAGAGAAGGUACAAAGUUAAGCAUUCUGAUACAUAAUUCUUAACCAAAAUUUUACGUAGAGCACUUUUUGCGAGACGAAAAUUACUGAAAUCUACUUCUAACUAAUAUAUUUAAUGUUUCUUGAAGCGUGAAUUCAAACCUUCUGCUCAUGAAAACUCAAUGGUCUACGUGAGUCAAAUCCCACCCUAAAAAUUAUCAUGACUCUCUGCGAUAUAAAAAUCUGGCAACCUCCAGCUUGAUGGUUUGGCUCAGCUGCAGCAAGUUGUUAAUAGUUUGAACAACACAGGGUGGGAAAUGAACAGUGCUGGAUUAAGAAGCCCCCGGAACCGCUGUGGUACGCGAUUGGACUCACGUAUAUAUAGAGUAUUGAAUUUCGUCUGAUCGGGCAAUCCCGUAACCAAUGUAAAAUAAAUUCAAUAAAUAAAAUAAAUGACAAUUCCCGCAAAAA